CGAUCUGCGACUGCGCAGCCUGGCCCAGCACGGUCAAAUGAUAAUGCACACAGUUGUCGGGGCGCAGAGGAUGACAUUACUCUUCUCGAUCUGCCGGUUCUCUCACGAGACUGGAGCGUUGCUAGGAGACUCGGCGGGAGGGCGGAGCCAGACUCGACGGGGCGGGAAGGGGCGGGGUAAGGGUCGGCGGGAGGUGCGCGCUCGCGGUGGGCGGUGGCGGCGACGGCCUCGCGAAGGUUCCAGAGCCGCCGCGUGCGGGAGGCGGGCCGUGAUCUCGCGCAGGGUCGGUGUGCGCGCAGGCUGCGGCGCUGCGACUCGUGCUGGUGGGCGUCUGCGCUCGGUUUGAGGGCUCCGCGCGGCGUUUCCCGUUCCCUCCACUGCGCGGCUGCAGCUCGGGCCUUGGGCCUGAACUAGCCCCCAUGGCUUCGGAAGAGGUAAGUGGUCCGACCCUAUCUUCCUAAUGCCCUCCGGGCUGGAGCUGCAGCGCCGGCCUCCCGCCCCACCGCCGUUUCCUUGUACUGAGCAGCCCUGCGGUGACCCGGUCCCGCGGCAGUGGGCGCGCCUUCCCAGGGUGGGGGGAUGCUUCCCCGCGCUUCCCUUCGGCCCCGCACCCACUCGCCUGCCGGGCCCGAGAGGGGGUGUGCGGAGAUUCUCCGUGCAGGCGGUGCGGGGAGUGGGUCUAGGAGAGCGGCCCGCUGCGCUUGUUCCUCGGGCCCUUUCUGCUCUGGCUUCCCAGCCGGAGGACUGGAAGCUUCAUUCAAGCAAAGCUGGGUGCAAACGUGAGAGUCGUUGAUGGUAGAGGGCGGUCGGAAGGUGAGAAGUUCUUGGUGCUAGCACUUGAAUUCUCUUAGUCGUGUUUUCUCUACACACAACGAGCUGUGUUACUCUGGGCAAGUUGUUUAGCUUCUCUGUGUCGCAGUAGCAUCUAUUUCACAGGGUUGUUAAAAAGUAUGAUUUCUAGGUGUUUAAGCCAGUGCUUGGCAAACAGCACUAUGCUGUAUGCGACUUUUACAAUAAAUAACUUAGUUAGUCGUAAUUGAUAGUGAGAAAUCGAAUGGCCUGUGUUAAAGCUCUGUCAACUCUGGACGUUGGAGAAUUAAAUUUUAUGGAGACUUAGUUUGCUCAGUUCGAAAGUGGUAAUGAUAGUACUUGUAUUGCUCGUUGCCUGGCCUACGGGGGAGGUGAAGACCGGACAGUUAGUUUAGUGUUGGGUGUGUGUUAACUAGAUUUGCUUUAUGAAAACAAGUACUGGGAAAUCCCAGGCUUUUUUGUUUUCCCCCCUCAAAAUUUUUUCUUCAAAUGAAGAAAAACUGUGAGGUUUGUAUAUUUUAGUAUUAAUCUGGAUAUCUUGUGACAAGUCUGUUAAGGUAGGUAUUGGGUACCAUGUGCCUUGAGGAGAGAACUUCCCAGUCAUGCAUAUGGAGAAUUCAAAUUUUUAACCAUUCUGAAGUGUACAAUUCAGGGUUUUUUGUUUGUUUUUGGUAUGUUCACAGUGUAGUGCAGGUGUCACCAAUGUCUAAACAAUUGCUUCCCAUUCCUCCCUUAGGUCCUGACUACUCAUCUUGUACUUUGUCUCUGAAUUUGCCUAUUCUAGGCAUUUCAUAUAAAUGGAAUUACGCUGUGUAUGGCCUCUUGCUUUUUGGCUCCUUCAACUUAGCACUAACAUUUUCAGGUUCAUCUGUGGUGUAACAUUUAUCAGUACACAUGCUCUUUAUGGCUAAAAUUCUUUUUCAUGCGUAUGGCGCAUUGUGUUUAUCCUUUCAUCAGUUGAUGGACACUUAUUUCCACUUCUUUUUUUGAGACGGGAGUCUCGCUCUGUCGCCCAGGCUGGAUGGCACAAUCCUGGCUCACUGCAACCUCCACCUCCCGGGUUCAAGCGAUUCUCCUGCCUCACUGCCGCGCUCCACAACACCCAGCUAAUUUCUGUAUUUUUAGUAGAGACGGGGUUUCACCAAGUUGGCCAGGCUGGUCUCAAACUCCUGAUUUCAAGUGAUCUGCCUGCCUGGGCCUCCGAAGGUGCUGGGAUUACAGGCGUGAGCCAUGGGGCCCACGUCCGGCCUUAUUUCCACUUCUUGGCUAGCUGCUCUACAGAAAGAUCUAGAAGAGGUAAAGGUGUUGCUGGAAAAGACUACUAGGAAAAGAAUACGAGAUGCCCUUACAGCUGAAAAAUCCAAGAUUGAGACAGAAAUCAAGAACAAGAUGCAACAGAAAUCACAGAAGAAAGCAGAGCUUCUUGAAAAUGAAAAGCCAGCUGCUGUGGUUGCUCCCAUUACAACAGGCUAUACAGUGAAAAUCAGUAAUUAUGGAUGGGAUCAGUCAGAUAAGUUUGUGAAAAUCUACAUUACCUUAACUGGAGUUCAUCAAGUUCCCACUGAGAAUGUGCAGGUGCAUUUCACAGAGAGGUCAUUUGAUCUUUUGGUAAAGAAUCUAAAUGGGAAGAGUUACUCCAUGAUUGUGAACAAUCUCUUGAAACCCAUCUCUGUGGAAGGCAGUUCCAAAAAAGUCAAGACUGAUACAGUUCUGAUCUUAUGUAGAAAGAAAGUGGAAAACACAAGGUGGGAUUACCUGACUCAGGUUGAAAAAGAGUGCAAAGAAAAAGAGAAGCCCUCCUAUGACACUGAAACAGAUCCUAGUGAGGGAUUGAUGAAUGUUCUAAAGAAAAUUUAUGAGGAUGGAGAUGAUGAUAUGAAGCGAACCAUUAAUAAAGCCUGGGUGGAAUCGAGAGAGAAGCAAGCCAAAGGAGAUACAGAAUUUUGAGACUUUAAAGUCCUUUUUGGGAACUGUGGUAUGAUAUGGAAAUACUGAUGUUUCCAAUAAGGGAAUAUUGGCGAGCUGCAUAUUUAAAUUUGACAGAUAGCUAUUUACAUAGCCUUCUAAGUAAAGGCAGUAAAUUCUCCAUUUCCUACUGGAGGAUUUAUUUAAAUAAAAUAUGCUUAUUAAACAUAACUGCAAAGAUGGUUUUAUUAGUAUCUUGGUAAUCUUGUUCAAGGGUUAUAUUGCAUUCUCUUGUGAAAUAUAAAAAGCAAGUCUUGCCCAAUGAAAAGGCUACAUUGUGUGUAUUUUUGUUCGCCUAAGAAUUGGAAAACAAAAGUAUUUGCUUGCCUGUAAGUUAAUGACAUCAGCUUCCACCAAUGUAAAAACAGUAAAACCUGAAUUUUUGCAUAAAAUGCAAAUCUGUGCCUGUGCUUGAAGGUUGUUGUACAUCUGACCCCUUAUUACCAGCUUAAGCAAUGUAUACGCCAUGUAUUACCGUGCACUAAUUCAAUCACAAAUGUUUCUAUCUAGAUUUAAAUGUAUUUGUUUACAAAUGUAGAAUAGAAACCAAACCUAAACAUGACAAUAGACAAACAUCUUUGUAUGGUACCAGUUAGUUUUGCCAUGGAUCAAAUGGUUUAUAAAAGUAAUAACCAUAAAGCAAAAAAUAAUUUGAAAGCCCAUCUAUUCCUAUGCUCAAUAAAGUUAAGUUUUUCUUCAUUAGAA
Molecule: messenger RNA, 3480 nt
Organism: Callithrix jacchus (white-tufted-ear marmoset)
Lineage: Eukaryota; Metazoa; Chordata; Mammalia; Primates; Cebidae
Gene: CACYBP
Product: calcyclin binding protein
Biological process (GO): heart development
Cellular component (GO): nucleus
Molecular function (GO): tubulin binding; S100 protein binding; ubiquitin protein ligase binding
Source: RefSeq, a predicted model, not a curated record